This is a messenger RNA of Uloborus diversus, 2594 nucleotides long. Its product is annotated as protein tramtrack, beta isoform-like. The record is from RefSeq and is a predicted model, not a curated record. Gene Ontology annotation, molecular function: DNA binding; protein binding. NCBI's taxonomy places the organism in Eukaryota, Metazoa, Arthropoda, Arachnida, Araneae, Uloboridae. Gene Ontology annotation, biological process: regulation of transcription by RNA polymerase II. The transcript has 5 exons. Gene Ontology annotation, cellular component: nucleus. The coding region runs from base 158 to 1540 and encodes 460 amino acids.
CCCGUACUCACUUCUCUUAGCUCAGAAAUUUCUAAAUUUUGGUUAUAUGAACUUUAGACACCGAGUUGUAAAUACGCAUUAAUCGCUCGGUCAGAUCAUAUGAAAGCUACUAUAUUUUUGUUCAUUCACUAGUCAUUGUCAUCCUUCAUCACUCAUCAUGUCUCAGCAGUUCUGCCUCAAAUGGAACAACCACACCACAAACAUGUUGCAGGUCUUCGAGAGCCUGCUGAGCACGGAAGCCUUGGUGGACGUGACUCUCGCGUGUGACGGCCUGAGCCUCAAGGCCCACAAAAUGGUGCUUUCCGCUUGCAGUCCCUUCUUCCAGAGUUUAUUUUUAGAGAAUCCCUGCAAGCACCCCAUUGUGAUAAUGAAAGAUAUGCGCUACACGGACCUCAAAGCCAUCAUAGACUUCAUGUACAGGGGCGAGGUGAACGUCUCGCAUGACCAGCUGUCAGCGCUCCUCAAGACGGCAGAGACGUUAAAAGUGAAGGGGCUGGCGGAGGUGACGGGGGAAAGCCGACACGCGGCCGGCAUCGUCCAGCAGGAGAUCGUCAACAACAACACCCCCCAGGCGCCCCCCACAACCGCCGUGCCUCCCACGCUGCCCCCCUCCGCCGUAAGGACAGACACGCCGCCCUUGCAGGGUAAAAGAAAGCGGGGCCGCCCCCGGAAGCGGUCGCUCUCCGACUCCGCCCGCUCAGAUGACGAGGGCGGCACCGGCCCCAAGAUCAAGGAGUCCCACUCCCCGGAGAUCGAAGAGCUCUCGGGGGACGCGUCCAUGGAGGGCUCCAGUGAUAUUCGUUCGGGCAGCACUCCUUCCAACUCGCAAUCUCAGGUGCAAGCCGCCGCUCACUCAUCGAACUCUGUACAUAAUUUCAACUCCAAAUCCCAUCUGCAGGACCACGACGAAGAUCAGAUAUCGUGCGACGACGAUAAUGACUUUGAAGUUGAGCCAUCCAAGUUGAUGGAACAAACUUUAACCACAGACAAUGUUCCUUCAAAUAGUCAAAACAGUACAGGGCACAUAACACUUCCAUCUGUCAGUGGCUUAGAAAUAUCCAGGCGGUCUAUGAGUAGUACGGAUAGUGGUAGCCAAGCAUUAGUUCCUGUUUCUUCAAUACCAUCAGACUCAUUAGGUUCCAAUCUUCAAGGACCAGACAGUCCGCAAGACAUCAAGCCCCAAAUUCUUUCAUUCGACGAUCCUCCCAUUUCUCCCGUUGCGGGUCCCUCCCACAGUUCCGAAAGGUCUAUGAUGAUGUACAUGGACCAAGGAGUUGCCUCUCUGCCUGGGCCAAGCAAUUAUCAGGACAGUAGUGCACUCGUGCCACACGAUUCACAACCUCAAGUUUCACCCCCUGGUGCAUUUGAAUUCAACUGGUUUAAUUUGGAGAUGGCUCUGUAUGACAUUCGAUCAAAGAGAUUGACUUUGAGACAGGCACAACACGUCUACCAAAUCCCCAAAAGUACUCUGCAUAGAAGACUUCAAGGAAAGUCUGUCUCUCGAGCCUACAUGAAACGGAGAAAAUACGAUCAGAUUUAGUGAGAAAAUGUUGAAUGCUGAACAGCUAUCGCCAACUUGUUGAUUUCCAAGUCAAACUAUGAAGUACAGUUCAGCUGAUUCUGUUUCCUUUUGUUCUUUCUGACACUUUUUUUAACUGAAUUUGUUUAAAAAUGUAUCCUUUUAUAUUUUUGAAGUUGUUCUUACAAUAAUGUUUUGUAAAAAAAAUCUUGCUUAAACAAUCUUCUUAUUUGCUGUAACAUUUAAGGCCUAUUUUGAAUGCAAGUUAUCAAGGCAAAGACCCUGUUUAGUAUGCUAAAAAAUGUUCUUGUGCACAUAGACUUGCUUUUUCAGGAUUUAAGACAAUUGUUGUGAUGGUGCUUCAAAUAUGAGGGGGAAGUUUGGUGGAAUUCAAAAGUUGGUUUUAGAUUUACAGCCACAAGCAAUAUAAGUCCACUGCAUAACUCACCACAAAAUAGAGUUGUAAAAAUGUCCCUCAAGACAAGUGACAUAUGAACCAGAAAAUUUCUUAACCUAUUUUUUUUUUCACUUUGAAAAUGCCAUGACUCAUGUAUUACUGAUUUGUGUAAUUUGUACGCACCAGAAAAUAUGUAAAAUAACAUUAUCAAGGAAAAAAAAUCUAAAAAUUUUCUGAGAGAGGUUGGCAGAUCCUCUUCACCUAGAGAGAUUCCAUGCUCCUAGAGCUCUAGUGACAUUUGGCUCCCCCCCCCAGUAGGUUUCAAAAGUCAGCGCCCCUGGUCACUAAGACUAAAAAUACCUGUGAUUUAUACUGCAUCUUUUUACAUACCUAAUGGAAAGUAUUGCAAUUUUUGCAGUAAUCAUUCUUUGUGCAAUGAGUAUUUAUUAUUUUUAUGAAAUGGAAAUUUGUGAUAAUGUGAAGGAAUGAGAGGAAUAAUAUUGUUAACACACAACAAAAAUUGUGUUAUGAAUGGUCACAGUAUCGAGUUUUAAUGUACAAAUUGAUUGUUUAUAGUUAAAGGUUUCUUAAUUAAAAAUUAAUGUUCAAAUUUUGUUUACUUGUAAAUAUAUCUGGUUAAUUAAAUUUUGAUUCAACCAACAUGAUUGGAAAUUUAUA